Humulus lupulus (European hop) is the source of this 387-nucleotide messenger RNA. RefSeq names its product probable inactive purple acid phosphatase 29. The record is from RefSeq and is a predicted model, not a curated record. The coding region runs from base 1 to 387 and encodes 128 amino acids. Gene Ontology annotation, cellular component: cytoplasm. The transcript is spliced from 2 exons. Gene Ontology annotation, molecular function: hydrolase activity, acting on ester bonds. NCBI's taxonomy places the organism in Eukaryota, Viridiplantae, Streptophyta, Magnoliopsida, Rosales, Cannabaceae.
AUGACAGGGAAGACAAACUACAACGAGUUAAAGAAGAAAACAAGAAUCUCUCUGAACUCAACCUUUCAAGAAACAUAUCACAGAAGAAUCUUGAUGCACUUUGGUGAUGGAAAGUCCACUCCUUGUCUUGAUGUGCUCCCAAGACAGGAGAAGGGUUGCUCUGAUCUCAGCACCUCCGCCUUCAUCCACCUCAUGAUCCUUGCCGAGAAACCCAAUCUCAUCGUUUUCACUGGGGAUAAUAUAUUCGGAUUUGAUGCCACUGAUGUUGCUAAGUCUCUAAAUGUUGCGUUUGCCCCUGCAAUAGCAUCCAACAUCCCAUUCUCCAAGUGCCUCUUCACUCUAGCCAUCACACAUUCUCUAUUGGAGUCUCUGAAAUGGAUUGGGUAA